AACCUCCAAAAACCCUCCCUUUUUUUCUCCUUCCGUCUCUCUCCCUCUCUCUCUCAUGGACAAUUUUUUCUUGUUAUUGUAUGUCAUACCAAUCUCCUUCCUCUUCUUCAAGCUAUUCAAGAUUGUAGAUCAAAAGAGACACCAAUCAUGCUACAUAUUGGACUACCAAUGCUACAAGCCAAGUGAUGACAGAAAGCUCAACACUGAGUUCUCUGGGGAAAUCAUGAAGCGAAACAAAAACCUAGGCCUCAACGAAUACAAAUUCCUCUUAAAAGCCAUUGUCAGCUCAGGCAUUGGAGAACAAACUUACGCACCGAGAAUGGUUUUUCUCGGACGAGAAAUCUGUCCACCAUAUGAAGAUGGGAUCUCCGAAAUGGACGAAUUCUUCGUGGACAGCAUCGACAAGGUCUUGACGAGAUCAAAUGUUUCUCCCUCGGAGAUCGAUGUUCUCGUUUUAAAUGUGUCGAUGCUGUCUUCAGUCCCUUCUUUAGGUGCUCGAAUCAUCAAUCGAUACAAGACGAGAGAGGACAUUAAGGUCUACAAUCUCACUGGUAUGGGUUGUAGCGCGAGCCUAAUAUCAAUCAAUAUUAUCGAAAACAUAUUCAAGACUCGCAAGAAUUUGAAUGCUCUUGUUGUGGCAUCCGAGUCAUUGACUCCCAACUGGUACCCCGGCAAUGACCGAUCGAUGAUACUGGCAAAUUGCUUGUUUAGGUCAGGUGGGUGUGCUAUACUCUUGACUAACAAACUGAGUUUACAACACAGAGCCAUGUUUAAACUCAAGUGCUUGGUUCGAACCCACCACGGCUCGAGGGAUGAGGCCUAUGGUUGUUGCAUGCAGAAAGAAGACGAACAAGGUCGAAUAGGGUUUUACUUGGGUAAGACCCUUCCAAAGGCGGCCACACGAGCUUUCAUAGACAAUCUGAAAGAAAUUUCACCCAAAAUAUUGCCUCUUCAAGAGCUGCUUCGGUUCACAAUAGCCUCAUUUCGACGAAGAAUGAGUCAAAACCCUAGUAAAACCGGAGGAGGUAUACCGGUGAUCAAUUUAAAGACAGGUGUGGAUCAUUUUUGCAUACACACUGGAGGGAAGGCGGUGAUCGAUGGGAUAGGACAGAGCUUGAGUCUGAGUGAGUAUGAUCUUGAGCCGUCGAGGAUGACACUUCAUCGGUUUGGUAACACAUCGGCUAGUAGCCUUUGGUAUGUGUUGGGGUACACGGAGGCUAAGGAGAGGCUCAAGAAAGGUGAUAAGGUGUUUAUGAUUAGUUUUGGGGCUGGUUUUAAGUGUAAUAGUUGUUUGUGGGAGGUGAUGAGAGAUUUGGGAGACAGAAAUGCAUGGGAUGACUGUAUUGAUAGCUACCCACCAGGAACCCUAGCCAACCCUUUCAUGGAGAAGUAUGGUUGGAUCAACAAUGAAGAUCCUAGCACCUUCAAACUUCCAGGAUAAAAAGGUCACAAAGCUUCAUGGUCAGUUUUUUUUUUUUUUUUAAUCAUCAAAAUUCAAAACUCUAUUGCUCCUUGUAUUGAU
Molecule: messenger RNA, 1522 nt
Organism: Camellia sinensis
Lineage: Eukaryota; Viridiplantae; Streptophyta; Magnoliopsida; Ericales; Theaceae
Product: 3-ketoacyl-CoA synthase 12
Biological process (GO): fatty acid biosynthetic process
Cellular component (GO): membrane
Molecular function (GO): acyltransferase activity, transferring groups other than amino-acyl groups
Source: RefSeq, a predicted model, not a curated record